AUUAUCUAAGAAACUGUAUCUGCACUAACUACCCCAUGGACCCCAAAAGCACCCUCUCCAGCUCUCUCAUGGCCCUAGAGAGGCCAUGAAAAUAGACUUUGUCUUUAAAAAAAUGAUAGUUAGUCCUUUGAAACGUACAGUACAGCCUUUUCUGCUAUGGUCCAUAAUAUGGGGCACCUCAGAAGAUGCAAACCAACCAUACUUGUCCCUGACAAAAUCUGCAUAUCUUAGUCUUUUGAAGUGUUUCUGUUAUGUCUGGUCCUCUUCAGGCUCCCCAGCUCCACCAUGUCCAUGUUUUAUUUAAUAUUUUUCAUCCGGGUCCUUUUUCCAGUAAGCUGUUUUCUGGUUCUUGCAUAUGCUUCAUGGUGCCCUCAUCAUUUUGGUCAACAAGCCGAUCAACAGUUCCAGCAGAAAACAGAUAGGUUUUGGGAGUUUAAUGAGCAAACCAACAGCUGGGUUGAAGUGGAACUGCCUUAUGAUCUCAUCUCUUGCCUUAAUGAUAACUGUACUAAAGUGGGUUUGAUCAAUCCAAUCUUAGUAAGAGAGGAUGAUAUUGUUCCUGAACAAAGGGAGAGUUUGCAAAAGAAAGAUGAUCAUGGAGGACAGGAGGAGAAUUCUAAGACUGCUGUUCUGCCUCAGAGAAAGAGAAUUUCAUUGACUAAAAUGUCUGAGACAUCUGUUUGGGUUACUGGUGAAAGUGGCUCUAUCUAUGAGAGGUUUUGGAAUGGAGUGCAGUGGGUGAUUGCUCCCCAUGAUUUACCAGUAUUAGCAGGCCAUGCAAUGUCUGUUUUUAUUGUCAAUCAGACAAUUCUUGCUCUAUCUGAAUCAGGAAUUCUAUAUCAGAUGCAAGUCAGCGAGAACUCACAGGCAAUUUGGGUAGAGUUCAUGCCUGGACUGAAUCAAGACACAGGUAGAGAAGGGGAGCAAAGUUCGGAGAUAUCAAUAAAGUCUGGUGCUGUAUCAUAUGAUGGAGUGAGAGUUUAUUUCUGCACAAGGAAAGGGACAUUGUUAGAGCUUAGUGAGGUUGAGCCUCCAAGAUGGGUUAAUCAUGGCCGGCCACCGGGUGCAAAUGUUGCAGCAAUAGCUGAUGCUGGUACUAUCAGAACAGAAGUAGUGUAUACCAUAAGUUCUAUAGGAGAUCUUUAUGAAUAUGACAGAAGCUCAAAACCAUCAUGGAAGAAACAUAUAUGGAGAGAAGGAACAGGACAGGAUGCUUCUCUGAUUCCAUCAAUGGGGUGUACUUUAUAUGGCCUAAGUGGAGAUUAUUCAAUAUCCCUCUUUCUUUUAACUAAGGGUGGUAGUUUGGUGGAGAGACGACUACACCAAAGGAAGUGGAAAUGGGUAGUCCAUGGAAGUCCAAAAGAUCAGCAUCUGACAUCUAUCACACCAGCUCUGCAAGAUGAGUUGAAUGAAAAAUUCUUCUCAUUGUUUCUCACCACAUCGGCUGGUUUCAUUUACGAAUAUCGGAUUCCAAAACAAUCAGGUAUUGCUCAAGAGGAGCAAAUUCCAGAUGGGUGGGUGAGUCAUUUGCAUCCCCCACAAGCAAAAGCUGCAAGAGGUAUUGCUGGACUACAAUUUCAUGUUGGCAGGAUACUGUUCCCACUGGAUGAUGGAAGACUUGCAGAACUGCAUCUACCAGGCCUAGGUGGAGAAACUUCAGGGCCAACUCAUCAACUUAAUGUCAGAAGAAAAGCAUCAAGUAAAUAUAUAUGGUAUAUAAUAGAUGCCCCAGAGACAGAAGGAUGGAAUGCUGAGUAUUGCACAGAACAACAUGGAUCCACAAAUUGCAUCAUAGGUGUAAAAGAUGAGUCAAAUGGCAUAGGAAUUACAAGGUCAAUGACAAGAUGGCGAAAGGGAAGCCAAGCACAAGCUUACUUACCUCCAGGUGCAUCAGGUAGUGGCCAAAUCACAUCUAUGGAAGAGUAUAGUUUCCCAGAUAAUUGGAUCAACACCAACUUCCGUCUAAGGCUGAUGCAUGGAGGUAGAUCGUUUUUCCUAAUAACAGAUGGUGGUUUGACCUUUGAAUAUCUUUAUGCUGAAAAUGUAUGGCUGUGGCUGAAGCAUGACCACCCAACUGCUAUCAAAGGUGCACUAGGAAACUACAAUGGAAGUUUAUAUGUCGUUGACACAUAUGGGAGUUUGCUUAUUAGGGAAAGGAGCAGCAGUGAGCUGACAUGGAUUAACUGCACUUCUUUUAGGAAAGGAGGGAAAGUUAUUGGAGGUCCUCCAUGGGAUGGAAUGCCAGGUAGAACCAUGAGAGUAACACCAGAAGAUUCACUCUUCUUUGUGAGCAAAACUGGAAGAUUACUACAGUUCACAGUUGCCCUGAGGAAGUUUAAAUGGAAAGAUUGCCGAAACCCUCCAAACAGUAAAAUUGCAUCUAUUGUAGACCAGGAAAUGUUCAGGGAAAAUAUAGUGUUCGUAGUUGGAAGGAAUGGUAGGCUAUAUCAGUAUAACAAAGUGAGUGAAGUGUGGCACCAGCAUUACCAGUCUCAGCAUUUGAUUCUAUCAAGAUUGCCUGGAGCUGCCAUGAGGCCAUCGUUGCUAUCACUUAUGGGCUCAAUUUUCAUGCUUUCAGAAGAUAGCAGGCUAGUUGAAUAUCACUGGAAUACAUUGGAUGGGUGGAACUGGGUGGAACAUGGAACACCAUAUACAGGUGUGACCUUGGUUGGUUCACCUGGCCCAUGCUUUGAUGGUAAUCAACUGUUGUUGAUUGGUUCAGAUGGAAAAGUAUAUCUGAGGUAUAUGGAUCAAAUGACUUGGAAAUGGAAGAGUUGUGGGUUUCCAUGUUUGGGAAAUAUUGUUGUUGACAAGCAAAGACAGGAUGAAGACAUUUGUGUUGACGAAGAUUUUGCAGCUAGCUUGGAGAUGAAUGCAGAAGACAAUAAUGAUCUUAGUGAAAACUGUGAUCCAAAGGUGGCAGCUACAAGGCCAAUUCCAUUUUCUGAAGAUUCAGUUAUCUUUGAGCUAAGAGAUGGCAGACUGGCAGAAUUGCAACGAGUAGAGGGUACACAUUGGGUAUGGUCUCGUACCAUUGGCACUCCAACAAGCUUAUGCAUUGCAAAUUAUUGGACUGCUUUGGCAACAUGAAACAAAACACAAUCUCUUAUUUAUAGAGCACAAGAAAGUAGAAGCUACACAUCUAUAGAACUGACAUAGAAAAGUCAUGGCAAAGGCUAACAAGCAGAAUACUUUUUUUUUUGUCUUGUCUUUUAACUUGACAUGAAAGGAGGUAGGGUUGGUUGGAGGAGCAAAACACUGAAGCAAAAACCCACUUGCUCAACUACUUGUACAAAGUGAAGAAAUACAAUGGUGUAAACUAUUCUUGAAAAUACAAUGAUGUAAAA
This is a messenger RNA of Corylus avellana, 3347 nucleotides long. RefSeq lists its product as uncharacterized. The record is from RefSeq and is a predicted model, not a curated record. Lineage: Eukaryota; Viridiplantae; Streptophyta; Magnoliopsida; Fagales; Betulaceae.